UGACACGGCUCUGAUUCCCGGGAAGGGGGAAUCAAGACGGCGGGGUGGGGUGGGGGUGGGGGAAGAGGGAUCCUCCGGAUUUCCUGCGGUGCGUGGGGGAAGGGAGGCAGAGGAGCGGGCAGGAUCAGGCCUUUCCCUCACCCCUACCCACCCCACCCAGUCUCCUGCGAGGCAUGUGAGUGCCAGCGUUUUGUACCAUGUCUCUGGAGGGCCUGGGGGUGACCCAGAAUGUGGCGGACCUGGAAGCCCUCUUGAGGGGCGCGGAAGCCAUCCAUGUGAUGGAGCAGCAGAUCGUGAUCAUUUCCACCCCAGACCAGCUCUCCGCGCCCGGAGGAGAGAGCGACGCCGAGCUGCUGCUGUUCGCCACUCCGCAGCCCGCCAGAUUGGAAACGGCGACGCAGAGGCCUGCUCUGGAGCGCCCGCCGGUAAAACGGAAGCUGAACUUGGAGACUGACCACCAGUACAUUGCAGAGAGUGUUCAUGCAGCCCGAGGAAAAGCGAAAAACCCUGUCAAAGGGGUGAAGUCUCCUGGAGAGAAAUCCCGCUAUGAAACCUCCCUGAAUCUGACCACCAAACGUUUCCUGGAGCUGCUGAGCCAAUCGCCUGAUGGUGUUGUGGAUCUCAACUGGGCUGCAGAGGUGUUGAAGGUGCAGAAGAGGCGGAUCUAUGACAUCACAAAUGUCCUGGAAGGUAUCCAGCUGAUCACCAAGAAGUCCAAGAACCAUAUCCAGUGGUUGGGAAGCCGGACUGCUGUGGGGAGCGCCAGCAAGAGCCAGGGGUUGGUGAAGGAACUCCAGGAUCUUCAGGCAGCAGAACAGCAACUGGACAGCCUCAUCCAGAUGUGUACUACUCAGUUCAAGCACCUCACGGAGGACCCAGAAAACAAGCACUCAGCUUAUGUGACAUGCCAAGAUCUGCGCAGCAUUGCAGACCCUUCUGAACAACUGGUGAUGGUGAUCAAAGCACCCCAGGAGACACAGAUGCAAGUCUCUGACCCGGCAGAGGCUUUCCAAAUUGCUGUGAAGAGCACCCAGGGCCCAAUAGAUGUGUUUCUGUGCCCAGAAGAGAGCUCUGGAGUCUGCAGCCCCACCAAGAGUCCAUUGAAGGUGGCUUCCGAGGAACCUUCCCCAGGGUCUUCGCAAGCAGCAGCAGCUCCUGCACUUCUGCGUCCCUCCCAGGAAAUGAACUCGCCGUUGCUGAGUGCAGACCAAGAGCCCCUGUUGUCUAGAGAGAGCGCGUUGCCACUGAAGUGCCCUGCGGAUGACGUGAACCUCUCGCCACUGGCGUCCGUGGAUGCUUUGCUCCAGCAGGGCAAGGAGGACUUCUCAAGCUUCCUACCUGCCGAAUUCAUUGCGCUUUCGCCGACCCAGGACUAUCACUUUGGGCUCGAGGAGGGCGAGGGCAUCAGCGAGCUCUUUGACUGUGAUUUCGGAGACUUGACUUCCUUGGAUUUCUGAGCGUCCUCAGGUGGGGUGGGGUGGGGAGCGCCACUCAGCUAGCCCUGCCCCACCACGGGGCAUCCUCUCAGAGCUGACGUCUGAAUGUAAUCGCAAGGCCGGCUGCAGCCUCCUCGGCCGAUGCGCUGCAGAGAGGACUCCAGGGGAGGAAACAGAAGGCAGCAGUGGCCGGGGUGUGAUUCAGUUCUUGGCUUCCUGUCGCCAGCCGCCUCGCUGCGGCUGAAGAAGGUGGCUGUGAAGCUAAUGGCUGCUGUGAAUGUUGCAGGCCCCUUUCUGUGGCCUUCCAGUGGGCCUGCUGCGUCCAGGCCCAUAGUAGUAGUGUCCAGGGCCAUCUUGAUUCUCUGGUGCCAUGUUUUGACUCUAUAGGGGCAGUCCUAGUAGUUAAUGCUGUUGCCCUAGCAACAGCUAACUUAACUCUCGCUCAACCACUCUUUUCCCCAAGUCCUCACUUUAAACUGAAUUUUGCUGUGGGCAAACCACCCCACCAUCGCUCCUUACUGUGAGCAAUUUCUUCUCUUGCCUUGGAAACUGUGACAGUCAGAAGAGUUUCUGAGAACACGCGCUCCUCCCUCCCUUCUGUCAGCAAAGCCUCUGGGGUGUAGGGCAGUAAUGGCCUGGAUAUUCAUUGCGAGAGGGGCACCUCUCUCUGCCAGCCAGCUGUGGAAGAAAAAAAGGCAAGAACAGUACUUCUAAGUAAUAAUUGGUGAUAACCUGACACCCCAUUGUCCUACAGACCAGGUCAUUCUGGUUGGCUGGCAUUGAGACACCAACAAUUUACAGUUUGAGGAUCAGAGGUGAUGGGGGGGGGAGGGGGAGUUCUUUUUGCCGGCAAGGUGUAAACCUGAGAUUUGUAAUCCUGUAGUGAAAUAAUGGCCAUUUUGAGGAAAGGAAGCCAAGUGUGUAGAAUUGUGCAGGAUGGUGCUGAGGGAACCUUUCAGUAAUUUUUUAUUUUUUGGGGGGUGGGGGGAAGCUGCUCAAAACUAGUGAAACAAAAUAGAUAAUCAGAUGUGCCUGAAGAGUUGCUUCUCCCCCUUAGUUGUUUUAUAUAUAUAUAUAUAUACUGGUUGCAAAAGAGAAGUGAAUAUAAGGAAGCCAGGAAUGACGGGCUGAGUUGUUUCUGGAUAUUAGCCUGGGGCAUGAGGUCCUACUCAUGAUAAAGCUUUAAGGAGGAUUCUAUAUAGAUUAUUUAUUUAUUUUGGGCUCCCCACACCUCACCCUUUUUUUUUUUAAGGCCUCUGAGUCUCCCCACCUUUGUGUGUAGAAGAAGUUCAUUUCUGGGGAUGGGUUCGGUGCGACUUUUUUUUUAGAAAAAAAGAAGUAAGCUAGAUGGCAAUUGAAUUUAGCUGUUGCUUCUCUUUUGAUGAGCAGAAGGCAGGAGGGGACAGUGAUUAAGGUGAGGUCAGCCAAGAACGUUUUGCUCCAUCAGGAGAGAAGCAAAAUGUGGCUCGCUAGUCUCCAGAAAGGCAAGGAAUUCUGUUUCCUGGCUGUGGUGCAGUUAAUAAUGUAAAGCCGUAUAUGACAAAUGCCUUUUUUUUUUCUUUCUUUUUUCUUGCUUGGAGACCUGUUUGACCCUCCCCUGCGAAGCAAAAGGCGUGAAUACUGACUGACCUUCAGUCUGUGCACUGCCCGAACAUCCCCCCUCCCCCUGUGCUAAGCACUAUGGGGUUUUCUCCAGAAAUCAUGAAUUCAUACUAUUUAUUUAUUAUUUAUGUGGGCUCCAUCCAGUGUUUCUGGAAGGUUAAAGGGCAAGUGAAGAGGAGACUGCAUGAAGUGGACCUCUGCAUGUCCAGGCAUGCAGGGAAAGAGGCCAUAUUGUAUCCUGGUAGAAUAGCUAGCCUAGAAAAAUGAGGAAUGGAGGAAGAGAGUUUGAGAAAUGAGUAGCCGGCGUGUUGUAGAUGAGCUGUUGGGGUCUGGUAGGAUGAGGUUGCUCUUGUGUCCCAUCCGUGUGGUGGGAGGUGUGGCUGGUCAAUAUUGUUGUGCUGAAAUGCUAUUUAUUGGUAGAAAAAUGAACGGCAGGUUCAUCUUGUACAGGAAUACUCCGUGUUGAGGAGGAAGGGAAGGGAGAGAGACACAUGCAGCUUUAGUUACAGGAGUCUGAGGAAGGACAAGCAUCAUCCUGGGCUUGUCCAUUUUGGUAAGUACCUUCAGUUGUUGGGAAGCAAGGAUAAAUCGAGUGAAACCUUAUAAAGGAGUGUGAAUGUUGCCGGCUGGAUAGCAUAUGACAAGGCAGCUCUCGGUGCUGUCCCCUAGGUGCCUUCCUUUUUCAUUAGCCUAGCAAAUUUCAAUUACCAGGACUCACCAAAGUGUCCCCCUGCUUUGUAAGGGACCCUUGCUUCACAAAAAAGGCAGCUGGGUGGGUGAGUGUGUUUGUGUGCAAAGCUUUAUUACUCAGCAACGUGGUGCCUGUAGGCAUUCUUUGUGGUGUCAGUACAUUUGUGGAACAGCCCUAUCCAUUUGGGCUAGUUUUAUAAGAAAAAAGAAACUGUGUAUGCCUGUUAGAAUGAGAGGGCUACGGACCCUGGAAUGCAUCAUGGCACUGGGUCGCACAUAGCCUAAAACCAUGCUGGAAGUUGUUCUUCUGUCUGAGGGGGAAAGUAAGAACAAUGCCUUUUUGAAUUAGGCUUUUCCUGGCUGCCAUAAACAGAAAGGUUCUUUAGCCCUCCUUAGGUGUUUGGAUUGGGAGUAUUUAGGUCACAUUCACGCCAUGUUUUUAAAGUACCACAAUACUACUUUGCAUAGUCAUGGCUUCCCGCAAAGAAUUCUGGGAGCUGUUUAAAGUUACUGAGGAGACCCUCCUUAUUCCCUUCCCAUGACUACAAUUCACAGAGUCCCCUUCGAAGAGGGAUUGAGUGUUAAACCCCACUCUGAGAACUGCAGCUGUGUGAGGGGAAUAGGGGUCACCUAGCAACUCUCAGCACCCUUAACAAACUGCAACUCCCAGAAUUCUUUGGGGGAAGCCAGGACGGUUUAAAGUGGUAUCAUACUGCAUUAAAUGUAUGGUGUGAAUCUGGCAUUAAGCUUUGUAGGGGCUGUGAGUGUUGCCCUCUCCUCUUCCAGCCAUUGUUCAUUCAGAGUUAAGGUGUGGGAUGCAUCUAACUGCAUCUAACAGUGGGAUGCAGUUCGAAUACCUUCCAUUGGUAUCUCUGAUUUCCCAGGGUUCCCAGGUGCCUGGAGGUUGUAGCUGUGUCUUACUGAACAUGGUUAGAAUCCCCCCAUAGGCCCUCUGUGCAAAAAUGCACAAAGAGUAGAUGAGGAAAGGGCAGAGGCAACAUGUACAUACCUCUGCAGAGUAUGAGCUCUUGGACGUUCAUCCACGUGCCUGAAGAUCCCUUUGCUGGAAUUGGACAGCCCAUGAUUUUAUAAAGGUGGAGACACAUACUGCCAGUCAGGCAAAUAUUAUGCCUGCAACAUGUGUUCUUCCCUCCUACUGUGUAGGUCAAAGUAAAGCUGAAACAACCAGUACAGUAACCAUCCUGUGCCUAGGCUCUGUAGUCAUUGCAAAAGGAGAAGCAGCUAACUCUCCUAGCCGUCUGGUCCCCUGCUAGUCCGUCUUGAAGCAAAUGUUAGGAGUUAUAUUUUCCACGGAAAAUACACACGCACACGAACACAGACACAUGGGUGCCAUGGUGUGUUAUUUUAAAUAUCUACCAUUUUCUAGUUCAGAUCAGAACUAGCAUUGCAGGACUUGGAUCGCUUGAGCUUGAGCUACUUUCCUGUGCUACAGCUGUCCACAACUUGUCGCCUUCUAGACGCUUUUGGACUACAACUCCCACCAUCCAUGUCUAUGAGGAUGAUGGGAGUUGUAGUCCAAGGCAACAGGUUGUGGGAAGGCUGCUCUAUUAGGUUAGGUGCAGAAGACUCAGGUCUGAUUAUCUCUCUUCAUUAAGAUGUGGAUACCUUUUAGGGAAUUCUGUUCCUUCUCAGCAAAGGCCAGUGCUUAGACCAACAAGCUGUUGCCAUAAUGUGCCACUGCUUCCAAAUGGCUUGUUGAGAUGAGCUGUUCCUCUUGGUGUGCCUGUUCCAUGUGCUGCUUUGCUGUUCUUGGUGGGGACGGUCCUUUUCCAAGGGUUUGCCCUGUUCCUGACUCAGAGCAUGUUCCCUGAUUCCUACAAAGUGCCUGAUGUUUCCAUACCAUAGCACGUUUCAGAGGCCUUUUGAGGUUUUGAUACACUUAAUAAACUUUCCCCCAAACCGGUGAUUGCAAAAGCCAGGAACAAACCAGUAUCAUAAAGCAUCCUUCUGUUUUAUUUAUUAACCUUACAUCCACUCUUCCGCCCAACAUUUGCCCUGUUGACACUUCUUGGUUUUGCUGAUGGAACCCAUUUGUUGUCGCCUGGCGAAAAGUUACGAUGAGUAGCACAAAGGAACAGCACCUCGCAGCCUGUGAGAUGUUGGUGUGUGCCGUGCAAGUUGAUCUUGCAUGGUGGAAGAGUCAGACUGUGUGUGUGUGUGUGUGUGUGUGUGUGUGUGUGAUAUUUGCAUAAAGUUCAGCAGAGCCUCUUUGGUUGAAAUGGUGGCCUAUAGGCCUACAGAACUUUCAAGGAGUUGACAAGGGGGAAACCAGCCACUUAACUGUAGUGCUUAAUAUGUAUUUUGGGGGAUCCAGGUAAACUCACGAAUAAAAGAGCUAAUGAAUCAGGGGGCUGUUUUGAGAAAAGUCCUAUAUCUGAUAUUCCAGGUAUCUUGAAUUUAAGCAUGGAUGUCUAGCUACAGAAAGUUCUACUGGUAUCGACCCGCGAACCUGUUGUGAGAAGUGGCAGCAGAUUGGGGAGGGGGAGGAGGAUGGGAGCAGGCUCUCUCCCUCCCUGUUUUUUUUCUAACCCAGAUGAGAGCACUUAUAGAACACAUAUACCAAUAGCUUUGAAAAGCCUUUAUUUACUGGAGCAAAGAAGUAAAAGCCUAGAUUGUGUAUGAUUCUUCUUCUCCUUCCAGUACGUCUCAGUUACUACUUCCAGUGAAAAGUAUGGGCAAGUUCAAGUAGAGAUUGGCUUUUGUCAUGUUGUUUUAUUAAAAUUGGAAGCACAGCAGAGGAGAGAGGGUGUCUUCUGCCUCGGCAAGAAGGUGUGUGUAGUUUGUCUUGGAGGUGGGUGCUUAAUGCAUUUUCAGAAAGCGAUGCCAUUCAGUUUGGGCGGCUAAAGGUUGCUGGGAUAUUGUGGUGGUUCUUAAGGAUUGCACCUUUUCCUGUAAGUGCCAAGCCAGGAACUCUGGGUCCUUCAGCAGCCAAGCACCUAAGUGCAUUGCAAAAACUCCAGCAAAUCCCAGUGCCUGAACAUUGAGGGCAAUGCACCUCUGUGUGCCUUGUUCAUUAUCUGUGCUUUUAGUUUUAAUAAAUACUUCUACUUCAUUUUCUCUUUG
Messenger RNA from Podarcis muralis (Common wall lizard), 6812 nucleotides. It is a transcript of the gene E2F1, whose product is annotated as E2F transcription factor 1. Gene Ontology annotation, cellular component: Rb-E2F complex. Gene Ontology annotation, biological process: regulation of transcription by RNA polymerase II. The record is from RefSeq and is a predicted model, not a curated record. Gene Ontology annotation, molecular function: RNA polymerase II cis-regulatory region sequence-specific DNA binding; protein dimerization activity; DNA-binding transcription factor activity, RNA polymerase II-specific. Lineage: Eukaryota; Metazoa; Chordata; Lepidosauria; Squamata; Lacertidae.